GGGAGAGCGGUAUACAGUGAAUGCAGGGUCCGGGGAGAGCGGAUAUAGUGAAUGCGGGGUCCGGGGAGUACCGGAUACGUGAAUGCAGGGUCCGGGGAGACCGGAUAUAAUGAAUGCAGGGAUCCGGGGAGACCAGAUUUUGUGAAUGCAGGGUCCGGGGAGAGCAGAUAUAGUGAAUGCAGGGUCCGGGGAGAGCGGAUAUAGUGAAUGCAGGGGUCCGGGGAGACCGGAUAUAGUGAAUGCGGGGUCCGGGGAGACCAGAUAUAGUGAAUGCAGGGUCCGG
Messenger RNA from Staurois parvus, 283 nucleotides. NCBI's taxonomy places the organism in Eukaryota, Metazoa, Chordata, Amphibia, Anura, Ranidae. The record is from the annotation of a GenBank genome assembly.